GGUCAGUUCAUUCUGAUUUUCAUCUGCCUCCACUCUGGUUCGUCUUGGAUGAGCUCAUUGGAAAGAUCUUCUAAUAUCUGAAUUAUAGUUUUCAGCCAUGGGGGACUGGUCUUACCUGCUGACACUGCUACACAAGGUCCAAUCUCACUCAACUAUAGUGGGUAAGAUCUGGAUGAGCGUCCUCUUCCUGUUCCGGAUCUUUGUCCUAGGUGCUGCUGCAGACAAUGUUUGGGCAGAUGAAGUGUCAGAGUUCUACUGUGACACUCAAGAACCUGGAUGUGAACAUGCUUGCUACAACUGGAAGUUUCCAAUAUCCUUUGUACAUUACUGGGUCCUGCAGAUCACCUUUGUGUCAACUCCUACCCUUGUCUAUCUGGGAUAUGCUGUACACAUAAUUCAUAAAGAGAAAAGAAUGAUGGAACAGCUGCAGGAUGGAAUUGAUGGAACUAAAUUAAAGAAACGUAAAUAUACGGAUGAUCGUGGAAAGGUGAAGUUAAAAGGGACACUCUUUUGCACGUAUAUGACACAGCUCUUUUUAAAGAUCUUCCUGGAAGUUGGAUUUAGUGUGGGCCAGUUUUUUAUCUUUGGUUCCCCAUUCAUUCACUUAAAGUUCCACUGUAAAAUGUCUCCUUGUGCCGAAAUGGCUGGUGCCCAGUGUAUGGUCUCCCGUCCCACAGAGAAAACGAUCUUUAUCUUUUUUAUGCUUGCAGUUUCAGGCAUUUCAGUACUCCUGAAUAUAAUUGAGAUCAUUUACCUGUGCUGUACAAGGAGAAGAGAUAACAGGAAACAGUUUUUAUGUGAACAGCAUGAGCUCAGUUCACAGUAUUACCCAUUCAGUCGAGCUGGCCGAAACACGAAUCGCCCACAUGGAGGAGUUCCAUUGUUCACUCUGCCAGCUCAUGCUAAGACGGGACUCAGCGCUAAUGAGAACCACAGUGAUUCCAUCGUUAAAGAGAAGGAUACCUGACAGAAAGGAUUUCUGAGUAAUCAUAUAUAAUCAUUUGACAGGAUCUGCUCUUAUUGAACUUUUUGUAAGUAACCUUAAACAUAAAAACCUUAUAUGGUGUUUAGCAAUAUGAAUUAUUUCUGUUAUGCAUUGUUCAGAAACCAGUCUUUUUUUAUCCACUUUAAAAACAUUUACCAAUCAUUAAUAAAGAAUUGAUUAUCAUUCCACACCCUACUUUGUACAUUGACACUGGGCAGGAUAGCCUAUAUUCCUCAAAGAAGGAAAAAGAAUGUGGCUGAAUUGCACAAGGCUGCUGAUGUUCACUCCUCAGAGUUCCAACACGAAAUGAGUUCUCGGCUGACUCCACCUCCCUUUAUACCCUUCCCUCUUUUCAAACCUGUAUUAACCCUAUGUGUGUAAACUCUUUUUAAGAUUCCCUGCAUAUUUGACUUUAAACAUUGUAAAAUCUAUUGUUUUUAAUAUAUAUUGCUAUUAACUGUAUUUGUUUUGUGUAAAAUAGAUUUUGUGUAAACGAACUGUUUUUAAUGUUGUACCAUAUUAUAAGCCUUUUUGAAUAGAGUGAUGUUGAUGGGUUAGGGAAAAAGAAAAUGAGGGCUCAGUUGCCAAAGGCAAUGCACGGGCCAUCCUUGCUCCCGGCUCAAGGACCCAUGUCCCGCACUUGCUGCCCUGGAAAAGGGGUUUCUUUCACAUCCUGAGUCUGAAGUAGAGGGAGAGAGGGAGAUAGACAGAGAGGGCUGAGUUUGAGGUCUAGGGUCAUCCCAGCAUAGGGUAAAAGGUGGUAAGGGGAAAUGAAAUUUGGGAGUCUCCAAUGCACAGGCCAUAGCUGCUCCCAUCUCAGGUGUCCAGGUCUCCAGCAGCAGGCCUCAAAAGAGUUUUUUUUUUUUUAAAAUUUUAAAUAUUUUAUAUUGAGCGUCAAGAGUGUAAUACAAAGACAUACAUGUAACAAAGACACAAUGCUCCUUUUUAUAUGUGUACCCCACCCCAAGAACAUAUUGGACACCAAUCCAGAGAGAAAGAGAAAGAAAAAACGAAAAAAAAAAUUUUAAACUAGAAAAAUUUGCAUUUCCUGUGAAAAUGCUGUGUGGAUCCUCUAAAGCUGAAGCUGUCUGCUGAAACUAGCUGAAAAAGCUAAAAAGUUGCAGAGAUUGUAAAAAGUUUGCCGAAGCAAAUGAACUUGCUAAAAUGUAAUUACCUAGCAGAACUGCAGUAUAUUAGAGGAAACAUAAUACUUGGAAGAAAUACAAUAACAUAACAGAACUUCUCAGAAAUCUUAGCAAAACCAUCAUACCUUCUCAGAAAUAGAAGAAUUUAGGAGAAAUAGUAUAAGAUAACAGAAAUAAUAUAUUUAGCCAAAAAUACUUAAACAUUACAGAAAUACUAUGAUUUAGAAAAAUACUACAACAUAGCAGAAAUACUGUGAUUUAGCAGAGACACUGUGAUGUACCAUGAAUACUGUAAUUUUUUCACAAAUACUAUAAUUUAGGAGAAAUACUAUCAUUUACCAGAAAUGCUGUUUCAGCACAAAUACUCUGGUUUAGCACAAAUAUUAUAACAUAGCAGAAAUACCAUUAUAUAGUAGAAAUGCUAUAUUUAUAAAACAAUAUAUAAUUUCGUAGAAAUACUAUGAUUUAGCAGAAAUACCAUGAUAUAGCAGAGAGAGAAGUGUUGACUAUUUAAAAUAAAAAUAUGAAUUAUUAGAGCUAUAUGACUUACAUGAAUGGCUGGUUGGUAAGCACAGCAGGCCCCGAUAUGUAAAUUUGAAUGUACCUGCCCUCACAGACGAUUGGCUGGCUGGGAAGCUGGGAAGGCCCAGAUAUGUAAAUGUGAAUGUGCCAGUCUUCACAGAGUAUUGUGAUCCACCAAUCAGAGAUGAUGCUUCUGUCUGCUUUAUUAAGCUGUGUAGUUGUUCCUGUUAAUACAGCUGCACCCCUUGCUCACAAAGACAGAUACACUGGCUUUCUGCAAUGUACUUCUGACAUCGAGCAGUAACAUAACAUCUUAGGAAAACCUUUGUGACUAAAGAGAGACAUGAUAACUUAGCAGAAAUACUAUAUUUAGUAGAAAUACCAUGUUUUAGCAGAAAUACUAUAAUUAAGCAGAAAUACUAUAUUUACCACAAAUACUAAAAAGUAGCAGAAAUAUUAUAACUUAACAGAAAUACUAUGAUUUAGCAGAAUAGUAAUAACUUAAGUAGAAAUAUUGGAAAAACAAAAUGGACAGCGGAAAAAAACCUGUACAUGGUUAGGUUACAAAACUACUUGUUGUUCAACUGUGAAAAAUUGGCAGAAAAAAAAAACCAAGAAAGAAAAGCAAUCAGAUACACACAAUUACAAAUAUGGACACAUAUGUAAACACAAAUCCACAGACAGACACACACAGGAUAGAUGCCAGUCAAUCAGUCUGAAUACAGUCAAUGUGAAUCCUAAGUUGAGAUGCUGCCAAAAAAAAGGUCUCUUUCUCUCUCUCUCACACACACACACACACACACACACACACACACACACACACACAGAGCAGCAAGUGAACAGACAGGGGCUGUUAAUAGUUUUAGCAGCAUGUUUCUAGGUCAGUCAAACAGCCUGGAGCUGGUCAAUUUGAAUCCACCAAUCACAGAGGUUGUGUACUUUUUCCCGCCAAAACAGGUGCACCCUUACACACACACACACUCAUAAAAAUUAGUCAUUGGAUGAACUCAAUUUGAUUGAUGGCAGGUUUUCCACGUAAUACAUUUAUUUUGGUUCAACCAAAUCUACAUACAUCAUGACAAUUUAAUUAAAUUGAGUCAGUAGAACACAAUUUUUUAAACACAUUUAAAAGGAAAAAAAAUUACAUUAAUAAGAUGUGAAAGGUUUUGGUUGGUUCAAAUCAAUACAAUGUCAUUCAUUUGAGCUAGAUUUUCUUUCGAAUUGAAAUGAUUUUAAGUUCAACUAAAUCAUAAUUUUAAUUACCAGAAAACUAAUUUAAUUAUUAAAAUAAUGACAAAAUGAAUUUUUUUUUUCAACUCAGUUUUAUUCACUUGAAUUAAAAGCAGAAACAUAAUUUUUUGUGAAUAAACAUACAUGUCACAUGGUCAAAUUAACCUUAACAAAAUCAAAGUGCUCACAAAAAAGUGCCUUACAUUUGAAAUGGAUAUCAAAUCUGAAACCUCCCCCCCAUUUGUAUUACCAGGCAAGACUGAAAGCAAACUGGAAUUUGUAAAAUCCAAUUUCACGUAAGAAUCAUUGUAUAUAUAUUUAUAGUGACACUUGCAGGUAGGUUUUCAGCAAAUUUACAAUGAUAACUUCAUAAACAUUGCAAUUCACACCAUAUUAUGCGAGUCACUGAACAUUUUAAACAACCUAAAAAUACUUAAAUAC
Messenger RNA from Oreochromis aureus, 4323 nucleotides. Its product is annotated as gap junction Cx32.2 protein-like. Gene Ontology annotation, cellular component: connexin complex. Bases 98 to 967 code for a protein of 289 amino acids. The transcript has 2 exons. NCBI's taxonomy places the organism in Eukaryota, Metazoa, Chordata, Actinopteri, Cichliformes, Cichlidae. The record is from RefSeq and is a predicted model, not a curated record. Gene Ontology annotation, biological process: cell communication.